AUCAAUAGCCCGACCUUGCCCAGUUCGAAUGUCUGACCGGUAUUUCUGUUUAAUUGCUCUCGCGGAGCCGGGAAAGUUCACCCGCACUUGUGCCCACGCCGCGGUCGGCAGGGCUGACCGGAGGGUGACCUCGCCAGGACUGGUGGCCUUAGAUGUCCCAACUGGGAUACAGGACACUCUAUACGGGGACCACGCCGAGGACAGGGGACCGACUAUAAAACGGCCGACCGGCGUCAGAUAGGCACAGUUCACCGCUGACUACCAUCUCAACAACAACAUGAAGCUGAUCGUGUUCGCCGCCGUGCUGGCCGUGGCCGCCGCCGCCCCGUCGGAGCUCCCCUACGAGAGGGACAUUGUCGAGAUCCUCCGACAGAACAUCGACCACAACGACGACCAGUCCUACCAACACUCUUUCGAGAGUGAGAACGGCAUCUCUGUGUCGGAGUCUGGCGAGCCGGAGGACGACGACAGCUACAGCGUGUCGGGCCAGUUCAGCUACACGGCCCCCGACGGCGUCACCUACACGGUGGUGUACUCGGCCGGCGAGCAGGGCUUCCAGGCGCAGGGCGACCACCUGCCCACCCCGGUGCCCACCCAGUACCCCACCCCGGAGGUGUCUGAGGAAGAGGAUGAGGAGGAGGAGGAGGAAGAGGAUGAUGAUGAGGAGGAGGUCCGUGGGGAGCCCCAGUACGAGCGUGUCAUCGUCGGAUACAGGCCCCGCUACCAGUAGACCAUUCGAAAUGAGGCUGAACCCUAUUAAGUGCCGAUGAAUAUACUUCUCUAUUUUUAGAGAAGUUGAUGUUCUCUGAUUUGUUCCUUGUGUGAAAGUUUCUCUAUGUUCAGAGAGGUAUUUAUGGUUUAAGCAAGAGACAGUCAUGUCUGUUGCUUUAUUCAUCCUUAUUUAUUUCUUAUUGUCCUGUGAUUGACUGUAUGUUGUAAUAAUAAAUAUUUGUUAUCAUGAUCAC
Messenger RNA from Amphibalanus amphitrite, 965 nucleotides. Its product is annotated as cuticle protein CP14.6-like. The transcript is spliced from 3 exons. Bases 278 to 730 code for a protein of 150 amino acids. The record is from RefSeq and is a predicted model, not a curated record. Lineage: Eukaryota; Metazoa; Arthropoda; Thecostraca; Balanomorpha; Balanidae. Gene Ontology annotation, molecular function: structural constituent of chitin-based larval cuticle. Gene Ontology annotation, cellular component: chitin-based extracellular matrix.